AUGGUGAGAAUCAAGAUGAAAGCUUUCAAAUCUAGGUCACCUCCGAGGUCCGACGAGUCACCACCUGCCCUGCUGCCGUCUGCCGAAGCCACCACGCUUCACCACCGGUUCCAUCAAAACAGUCACUGUCCACGUCUUCUCAGCGCGCUUACCAGUCGCCGAACGGGGGGUGACGAGAAUUCAUCGAUCUCACUGUCGAGAAGCCGACGGGCACCGCAAAGACGACCAAGGCGCUGGCCACCCGGCUUCGACCCCUCCAACAGACGCGAGGACAUCAGGUCCAUCUGUGUGUGGCCAGACGGGCACGGCUAG
Molecule: messenger RNA, 312 nt
Organism: Striga asiatica
Lineage: Eukaryota; Viridiplantae; Streptophyta; Magnoliopsida; Lamiales; Orobanchaceae
Source: the annotation of a GenBank genome assembly